Trichobilharzia regenti is the source of this 1134-nucleotide messenger RNA. The record is from the annotation of a GenBank genome assembly. NCBI's taxonomy places the organism in Eukaryota, Metazoa, Platyhelminthes, Trematoda, Strigeidida, Schistosomatidae.
AUGCCUUGUUUCUUCUUUUUCUUUUGGAAACUUCUCUCGGAUAGAUUGAAGAAAAAAAAUGCUAAAAUCCUAAAGAAUCUAAUGUACUAUGUUACUAAUGCAGAUGAGCAAACUAAUAAGCAAAUCAAUUGUAUAAUUCAAGAAGUCUAUUUGUCUACGUUAGAUAAAAAUUUUGACAGCGCGUCUCUCGUUGAAAGUUUGAGAAAUAAGAUGGUAGAAAAGAAAACGCCUGAGGAAUUUAGUCAUGGCAUAAUCAUACACUCUAACAAGGUGAACACAAACUCAGGGAUGGAAAAUUCUCUUCUUGAAACAGACGCCCAUCCUGCAAGCCAUAGACUUCUACGAUGUUCAAAGUGUGGAACUCAUGGUGAACAAAAUGUACUUUCUGACUUUCAGAUUCAGUUAAUUUUAAGAAUGGAAGGAAUACGUGAUUGGUUUAAUUUAGUGAACUCAUGUGGUCUCCUAAGUGAACUUGAUCCACCACUACCAUCUAUUUCCUCAGUGGAGAAGCGAAUUCGAAUAGGGUCUUGGAAUCUCAAUCGUUUUGGUUUAAGUAAAGCUGAACAUCCAGGAUAUAUGGAAGUAGUAUGCUUAACAAUAUUACGGGCGAAUUUCUCACUGGUACUUCUCCAAGAAGUUUCAGAUCCUGUAGUUGGUGAACACCUAUGUGCCGAGCUAAACUGUCCAUCACUUCCUCACGUAAAAGAAUGGGUUAGAAAACACUCUCCUGUUAUUACUCCUAAUUGGAAGGCGUCUUGUUCACUUCAGCCCACAGGGUCUAUGUUCCGUGGGAAUGAGUAUGCUGUGUUUUUAUACAAUUCUUCACUCGGUAUACGAAUUUCUCGAACAAGUUUGUUAGAAAAGUCUUCAACUCCAAGGUCUACGCUGAGAAAGUCGUUUACACGUAGUCCUUGUGGAGCGUCAUGUCACAUUCAAAGCACGAAAUUGGUUCUGAUCUCAGUGCACUUAAAAGCAAGUGGUUUACGAAAUAGUCAAGUUGGGCAGACUAUUUCAGAAAUUCAAUCCCUCGGUUAUCUAGUUCAAGCCUUUUACGAGACCCAACCAAGUGGAACGCAUCUCAUCAUAGCCGGUGAUUUCAAUCUCUUUCCCACACAUGAAGUGUGUUUUUUAUAG